Messenger RNA from Grus americana (Whooping crane), 797 nucleotides. RefSeq names its product adipogenesis regulatory factor (gene ADIRF). The transcript has 3 exons. Gene Ontology annotation, biological process: positive regulation of fat cell differentiation. NCBI's taxonomy places the organism in Eukaryota, Metazoa, Chordata, Aves, Gruiformes, Gruidae. The coding region runs from base 86 to 316 and encodes 76 amino acids. The record is from RefSeq and is a predicted model, not a curated record. Gene Ontology annotation, cellular component: nucleus.
ACACCCCUCACAUGGUGUGCUAUACAUCGCCAGGCACUCCAACUUUCUUGAAGCGGAGGAGUGUUUACAGGUGUCAGAAGCCACAAUGUCAGGUAAAAACUUCCAGGGACUGAAGGAACAAGCUGAAGGUGCAGCAAAAGAUGCUGCAAACACAUUGGGACAGGCUACUCAGGAUGCAGUCAACCAGAUUACAGAUGCAAGCCAGAAAGCUAUCGACAAGGCUUCCAAGGUGGCGCAAGAUGGGGUAGAAAAAGCAACCGGACAAGCUGCAGAAGCAAUGUCUGGCCUUGGGAAAAAAUGUGGAUUUAAGAAAUAAUGCUAAUUUAAGCAAACUGUAUUGCAUGUAAAAAUCUCUCUUUGGUAAAAAAAUCUGUCUUUGGUCUGCAAUUCCCUACUCCUUUGUGUGGAAAACCAAAACCUGGUAGAGAUCUGGAUAAUUUCUCUCUCCAAAUACAAAGUUUUAAGGCAAAAGGCCCUCUCAUCCUUCAUAUAGGAAAAAAUACAUCUUUUAGCACAUCAUGUAACAUCCGUUCAAAAUCUUCAACAUCACUUAGAAGGCUUCAGCAAUGUUUUUGCCCUGGUCUUACAACAGCGCAAUGCUUAUUGCCACAUUUGCCGAGUGCAUUUAAAAUACUGGUGACACUGUUCGUACUCCAGGACUCCAGAACAUUCGUGUGAUGAAACAGAGUUUCCUUCCAGUAAUCAAAAGUUCAGCUGGGGUUAUAUUUCAUGUCAGUUGUUUGUUUGUUCCCAUCUGCUGUAUUUUCAGAUUAAGAUAAAUAAAAUGUAUUGUAAGG